AUGUCCGCCCAGGUUCACGUGGACGAUGCCGUGGCAGAAGAGGAACGUGGCGAGAAAGUAGUUCUCACAGAAAUGAUCCUAGUGCCUGUCGACCGUUAUCCCAGAUACAAUUUCGUCGGUCGCAUCCUGGGCCCUCGCGGCAUGACAGCAAAGCAGCUGGAGGAAGACACAGGAUGCAAGAUCAUGGUGCGCGGUCGUGGUUCCAGCCGCAUGAGCGGCACCAGGCGUGAGCGCAGCAAUGACACGGAACCUCUUCAUGUGCUGAUUCAAUGCGAAGACUAUGAGAAGAAGGCUCACCAGAAGAUGAGAAAUGCGGUCGAAGCGAUCAAUCAGCUCCUUCACCCUCCCCCAGAAGGUAAAGAUGAAUUGAAGCGUAAGCAGCUCAUUGAACUCUCUAUCAUCAACGGAACAUAUCGCCCAACCUCUGCCACCAAAGUCGCUCUUCAGGCUCCACGUCCGGCGUCAGCGGCUCAUCUCCCAUCCAUGAUGGAAAACUCGACCUAUACAGAACAAGCCCGCGCUUGCUUUCCCAAUUCGCUGAAGCUGCCAAGCACGGUAAAACGAAGUGGUUGUUCCAGUGAAAUCGAAGAACAGUACGCGGCGCUCGCGCAGAUGCUUGGGACCCUCAAUCCUGUACAAGCAAGCAACGUCAACUGCAAUUACUAUGACUACUACAAAAAUCUCCUCUCGUGCACACUAGCUGAUCCAGGAUUUCUAUCCACCCUGAUGCAAUCACUCGAUCUCUAUGGUAUGGGCAAUCGCCCAGCAAUGCAUCCCGGUGGUCAGCAUCAUCAAUCACAUGCUGGGCCAGUCAGUGUCCUCUCCUGGCCAGAUUCCUCAAGCCAAUCUUCACCAGUAUCUCACAGCAGCUGCAAUGCUCAACUCUGCUCCGUUCUCGAACGACGGCUCCGGAGACGGGCCCAAGAACAAAAUUCGCAACUCAGCCUAGAGGAGGCCUAA
Messenger RNA from Ostertagia ostertagi, 960 nucleotides. The record is from the annotation of a GenBank genome assembly. Lineage: Eukaryota; Metazoa; Nematoda; Chromadorea; Rhabditida; Trichostrongylidae.